CAUGGACACAGGAGGGCAGAGAUGUAGAUCCUUAUCCUUACCCCCUACUCCCCCCUCUCAUCUCCCUACACCCCCCUCGCCCCUGGCUCUCUCACCCCUCGCCUCUGCUAAAAUAACCCAGUGAGGGAUCACUGGUAUACAAACUGUUGCCUCGCAGAUGAGAAGCGUCAGAGUGGGAUAGGGAAGCAUCCCGGAUUCAGGGAGGAUAAACCACACAGCGAUAUACUCACCUCAUAUCACUUCACAUCACCUUUACUGGUGAAUCUUUGAGAGGAGACAGGCGAGACAGAGGAAGAUGAUGCAAUCAGCGUAUGAUGACCUGGCCAAGCAGAGGAUUCAGCAGGCCAAGGCAUUGUGUUCAGAGGCCAGGGGAGGAGGUCUGAACUUGGGGAAGAAGAUCAGUGUACCCAAGGAUGUGAUGAUGGAAGAGUUGAAUCUUCCGUCCAACCGUGGUUCCCGCAUGUUCCAGGAGAGACUGAAGAGGGUGGAGCAGUUCACUCUGGAGAACCAAGUCAACGACUUGUACAGUAAUGGCCUUCCAGAGCUCAUGCCUUCCCAGACCAUAGAAGAGCCCCAGAAGGGGAAGGAGAACCAGGUGUAUAUGAUGCCAGGCAAACACAGCCUGAUCACCACCCUACAGAAGACUGUGGCCCAGAAGGGCAGCCCCAAUGUCAUCGCCCCAGGCUACGGGGGCCCCCUGAAGGAGAUCCCCUGUGAGAAGUUCAACCUGACAACCAGGUCCUACUGUUCCCCCUGGAGGGAAGCCCUGGGUGAAAGUGACAAGCUCCUGUCGAUGCUCAGCCCCCAGCCCCCACUGGUGGCCACACUACAGCCCGCCAACUACAGGUGCUUCAACAGAGCGGCCAAGCCUUUUGGAGGCCCACAGCAGCAGAGUAAGAGGGUGAUCCCAAUGAUGGGGUUCGAGCUGUUGGACUCCCAGCACCUCCCUGGUACGACCCUGGACCGCAUGUGUAAACGGCCCAACUUCAACAGAGCACCACAGGGAUGGGGUCACGACUACUCCCCUGAAUCCACCGACUUGUGAUUGGCCCACUGCUCACCUAUGACCUUCAAACUUCCCGUGACCUUUGUGACAUCACAGGCUAAAAGACUGAAGAUGAAUCUGCUCUUAUUACCCAUCCUCAUCCCUCUGGAUUCAAAGAUGACCGAUCCAGGUUAGGUAGAAGUUGCCCCUAAAUACUGACUAAUCUAUUUAAUGGUUAUGUUAGGAUAAGGGUAGAUCUGGGGUUAGGGGCAACUUCUACCUCGAGUGAUCCCUCUGUUAUUGAGUCAGUGCCAUAAGGAAAAGACUUGUGAAUGGUAAGAUGGUUUACUGAUGAGAGCUGUGGGUAGGCCUGUGUGGAGGUUAACUGAGAACUUCUGAAUCAAUCAACAGUUCCUUAUCAGAGCUGAGCCCAGGCCAACAAAGGCCAGCUGAGGGGAGAGAUGAUGUCACUUCUUUCCCUGUCCUUUCUUUCAUCCAAACGCCCUCUUACCCAUCCUCACUCCCCGAUUUCUCAACACUUGCCUCCCUUCCAUCCCCCGUUCACUCUUCCCUCCCUCUUUCUGACCCCCCCUGUUAAUAAAGGACUGAUAGUG
Coregonus clupeaformis (lake whitefish) is the source of this 1599-nucleotide messenger RNA. Its product is annotated as myozenin-2. The record is from RefSeq and is a predicted model, not a curated record. The coding region runs from base 296 to 1045 and encodes 249 amino acids. NCBI's taxonomy places the organism in Eukaryota, Metazoa, Chordata, Actinopteri, Salmoniformes, Salmonidae. Gene Ontology annotation, cellular component: Z disc; actin cytoskeleton. The transcript is spliced from 6 exons. Gene Ontology annotation, molecular function: telethonin binding; actin binding; FATZ binding.